GACACUCUUGCACUCAACGAUGAUCCGGGUCCUCUUUGCUGUGCUUGCCUUGGCCUCUGCGGCUUUGGGAUGUGGAGUCCCAGCCUUCCAGCCUAACCUGUCCAGAGUUGUGGGGGGAGAAGCUGUUAGACCCAACAGCUGGCCAUGGCAGGCCUCUCUUCAGUACAGUUCCAGUGGCAAAUGGCAUCACACAUGUGGGGGGACCCUUAUUGCUACCAACUGGGUCAUGACGGCAGCACACUGCAUCAGCUCUUCUCGGUCCUACCGCGUGCUGCUUGGGAAGUAUGACCUGACAGCCAGUGAGAAAGGAUCACUCACAGUGUCUGCACAAAAGAUCGUGGUGCACCCCAAGUGGGACUCGAGCAAGGUUUCCAACGGGUAAUUUGACAGCUUUUCUUGAAGCAGAGGAUUAAAGAUUAAGGUUGCCAGUUCCUCUCCCUUAUACCUCUGGUUUGGUGGCCAGAAUAUUUUGGAGUCAAAUGGGAACUGCUAUUUGCCCUGCUGGGGAAAAAUUUCAGCAAACGGUGCGUCCCCAAAAGUCCUCCAGCAAGGCCGCCUGCUUGUGGUGAAUCACGCGACCUGCUCCCAGUCCAGCUGGUGGGGCAACACAGUCAAAACCAGUAUGGUCUGCGCGGGCGGUGAUGGCAUCAUAUCUAGCUGCAAUGGGGACUCCGGCGGUCCGCUCAACUGCAAAUCCGGCAGCAAGUGGGAGGUGCACGGGGUGGUCAGUUUCGGCUCUUCUCUGGGAUGCAACUACGUCCGCAAGCCUUCCGUUUUCACUCGAGUAUCUGCUUUCAAUGACUGGAUCGCUCAGGUUGUGCAGUAUGCAACACGGGAACUGGACGGCUGCCGUUCAGACAAGGAGCUACGAAAUUCCAGGAAGGCAUCUUAUUAA
Messenger RNA from Gekko japonicus, 895 nucleotides. Its product is annotated as chymotrypsin-like elastase family member 2A. The record is from RefSeq and is a predicted model, not a curated record. Lineage: Eukaryota; Metazoa; Chordata; Lepidosauria; Squamata; Gekkonidae. Gene Ontology annotation, biological process: proteolysis. The transcript has 8 exons. Gene Ontology annotation, molecular function: serine-type endopeptidase activity.